AUAAUGGCCUAGCYAUAUAAAGACCGUAAAGACGCAGUCCAUUCGACUAUACCACUGUUAUCCGAUAGCACCCAUCAUCGCGGCGAGAAGAUGAACGUCAAAUUACUUCUAGUAGCAAGUGUUGUUAUGGCUGUUCUUAUCAUGCCUUUACGUGUAUCGGCAGGCAUGACUGGUUUGAGCCAACACAUACCGUCGUCAGGAAAACGCACACCACAGCCAAAGGGGGAUGAGGGGAAGAGAAGUGACAUCGUUACCCGAACCGCUGACCGUAUAUGUGACGCAGCGAGAUAUCUUGGUUGCCUACCCUGAAGAACUGGACCCGUGAACAUGUCACAAGCCUAGAAAUGAACUGAAUAAAAUAAAAUGAAUAGAAAAUAAUAGAAUAUGAAAUAAAAUGAACUAAAACUAAAAAAAAGAUACUGAAUAUAUGCUUGACAAUGGUGUAUUACUGAUGUCCAUUGCUAACUAGUGCUAGUCAUUGUGUACAAAUGAGUACAAGUGAACCCGGGCAAUUGAACUGCUGCGAGUACGAUUAGGUGACGUUAUAUGUAUGUUGAAGAAGUCURCGUCCAGUCUGUAGCCUAUUGCAGUGUCUUGCGACAAGGACGCGCGAUACUGUAAGCUUACUGAUCCUACUCAACCUCGCAGCAUAARUAUCGCUGUUUUGGAGUGCGAAACAAAAUAAAAUAAUUAUAAAAUAAAAAAUAAUAAUAAUAAAGUAAUUUAUUCUACUUAAUUAGGACCAGCAUAAGAGCCCUUAUAGGAGGACUGUGAACAUGAGUGCACCUAGGCCCAGUAGCACGAAUCCGACAGAUAAAUAUUAUCCAGUUGAUAAAUUUAUUGAAUAUAACAGCAUCGACUAUCUACCCUUCGUACAACCGGGCCCCGAACAGGAAUACUGCGGACUGCGAACCGUACCGCACUAGUGGCCUGGUACUCCAGUCCCAGUCCCUCUCUAUUUCAUAACAGCUGACACUUCACAUCGUGGGCUCAAUCCUAAUGGCGGGGAACAGUUGAUUAGUUGUUUAUGGUUCUCGUUGGCCUCAAUAUUUGAAUUUUAAGGUCCUUUGCUAAUAACCUCCCGCGAAAAUGGACUUCGACAUGGCAUGGGAAAACAGUACAGAUACCAUGGAUACGAACGAACAUGAGAUAAAGCACCGUAACCAUGCAGGUCCUUUGCCUAAAGUCCUCUACGACAUGUUCCUCAACUCAGUGCGUUCACGUAAACUCGACAAAAUACAAUAUCCCAGCGGACCCGAGUUAAAAGCCCUCGGCUUUCCUAAACCCAGGGGAGGUCAUACCAGGCGAGAGAGGUUCAAACACUGGGCCAGUAGGAUGGAAGUAGCGUACGACCGUGAAAGUGAAAAAGAAAUGCUGGCGCACAAAAGAACCGGGAAACUCAUAAUACCGUUGGAGGAGUUUGAAAAUGCGGUACGGAGAGUCCACGAGAAUGAAGGGGGUAAACACAGGGAUUUAAAGAGCACUGCUAAUAUUAUUCAAGAAAAGUACACCAUUGGGAGCCGGGAUUUUGGUAUGAAUAAAGGAAUAAUAAGAUAUAUAGUGGAUACCUGCCAAGAGUGUAUUAUAGACUAUGCUUUGCUCAAAAAAAAUGAUGACAGAUCAUCCAGUAGGUCUCCAACACCUAUCUGUAAUGGACUUUUAACACCAGAGUCCCGAUCAAUGGUGGCUCAUGUACCAAACAGUGCGUGUAUUUGGUUUGAUAAAUCAGUUUUAUUACCUGGUCAAGAGUUUUAUCCAAGAUUAAUGUCAUUAAUCAAUGAGAUGAGAGGAGAAUUGCCAGGCAUUGCAAAGGGAAACAAAGAAGCUAAAGGAAGAUUCUGUCUUAAAUUAUUAACAACCCUGGAUUGUGUGCGAUCACAAACAGCCAUCACAAAGAACGCCUACCACGUCCAAGAACCCUACACUCAUGAACUUCACAAAGAUUUCCAGGAAUUAUACUCAGUUUAUCAGGAAGAGAACAUUACCGAUCAAUUCCAGUCAGAUUCGAGGCUUAUUUUGGACGUCUAUCGAAGUGCAGGCUUCAGUGACUAUUUUCUGCGGAGUCUAGAGUCGUCUAUCUCGCUCGUGUCUCAAGGACAAUCGAGAAUAUCAAAGGAACAAUUCGUUUGUGAGAGCAAUGGACUUAAUUUAUUUUCGAGAGGAAACAUGACAUAAUACUAGAGCARAAUCAAUACUAUAAACAUAAGUAUUUCCCCUGGCAUUCAAUGCCACCUCUUUUUAGAAACGCCAAUACUAAAUCUUCAAGAAAUAGCUCGGGUGCUAGAAUACCUGGAUUUAGAAAGAACGAACAAAUUACCGCCGUUUGCAUUACUACGUGGCCACCCCAGACACAAAUCGCAUCGUAUAGUUUGCAAUAGACUGCCGUCAAUCAAACGCCUCAUUCUACUUGGAUGUACUCAAACUCUUUGCAAUCGCUUUCGGAACUUUCCUUCGUGAUAUCUGACUGAGAAAGUUUGAUAGAAAAGCCAACUCACUGAUCCAAACGUGUAUAAAUGGCGUCAACAUGAAUGAUUGACGGUAGUCUAUUGCAAACUACACGACUYGAUUUGUGUCUGGGGUGGCCGCGUAGUAAUGCAAACGGCGGUAAAUGAUUCAGAUGAGAAUAUUGUCGGAGGUAAAGUGGUUUAGCGUUUGAGUAUACCGUUACCGUGACGGCGCUGGUAAUUGGGAGUUUAUUGGAUGAGCACCGAUCUGGCGUGCCGUUAUACGAUCAUAAAAUUAAUGACGUUAAAUUGUUUUUGACUAUGAUAUAUUUCAGAGGUUUUACACUCAUGACUUAAAAAACAAAUUCAAACACAGAGCAAUUGCCCUAUUUCACUAUGACGUCACUGCUUGUUUAUGUGGGGGAUAGAAUCGCCAAAUCCAAUAGAAAAUUCAACAAAAUUUGCCGUAAAUCUAGGAGUCCUAGCGAAACAGUUUAAUCUAAAAUGGCCUGGUUUUCAGAUAUAAUAUGUGCUAAUAUGUACUAAGAAAAAUUAUGAGCGUUUGCUGGCUAUUCUACUUCUCUUCGUGGAUUGAUACGGGUUUUAGAACAAUUUUCGGUGAAUUUGCGUUGAUUUGACCCCCUCCGACGACCAUGAUCCUUUGCGUUUAAACAAUAGAUUGUUUUGAUGUGACRUCAUAGUGAAAUAGGGCAAUUACACGUCAGACGUGUUAUAGGUCAAGCAAUAAAAUUGUUCUAUUUUGAACAAAGGCUGUGUUUUCACUAGGACAAUUUAAACUAGCUUAAUUACGACACCGGAAAUAAGGCAAAGUUAAACUACCUAGCAAGAUGGUUUAAGUUGUCCUACCAAAUAAAUGGGCCAAUCACAGUGUUAUUCUUGAAAGGUGGGAGUCGGAUUAAAACACCUCCAGGAAUUUUACGCAAGUUAACAUUUCUAGUGAAAACACAGCCACAAUAUUUUUUGUACAGAAUUAUUGCACCUGGCAAAGCAGAAGCYGUUAGGGUUGUCACGUCUAGUCACGCAACAUACAGAAGACCUCGAUUAUGUAACUAAGAGCGAAUACAAAAAAGAUGAAGGCGACACAUUUAUCACCUUUACCCACAAAAGAAAGACAAACACACGAAACUCUUUA
This is a messenger RNA of Actinia tenebrosa (Australian red waratah sea anemone), 3597 nucleotides long. RefSeq lists its product as uncharacterized. The record is from RefSeq and is a predicted model, not a curated record. NCBI's taxonomy places the organism in Eukaryota, Metazoa, Cnidaria, Anthozoa, Actiniaria, Actiniidae.